AUGACCCUCCGGUGUCUUGCCAUGCUCACAUUAGCUCAAAGUGUGCUUUCAGCAUGCGCAACUUUCGACUACAUCAUAGUUGGGGGUGGGCCAGCAGGCCUUUUGGUUGCCAAUCGUUUGUCCGCCAACUCGAACACUACCGUUGCGAUCAUUGAAGCGGGUGGCUCCGUCCACAACAACCCCGAUGUGACGACACUACCAAAGACCAUUGCCGAAUUUAGUCCAGGCCUUGGUUCCUCCAUCGACUGGAGAUACACCAGUGCGCCUCAAAAAUACACCUUGAGCCGAGCGAUUCCGUUCGCUGCUGGCAAAGCUCUGGGUGGUAGUACCACCAUCUUUGGGAUGACGUACCUAAGAGCUGAAAAGGUGCAAAUCGAUGCGUGGGAAGAACUAGGCAACGAUGGAUGGAACUGGGACAAAAUGUUCCAAACACCAAGUGAAGAGCAACAAAAGAAUGGUGCAACAUAUGAAGAACAAUUCCAUGGCUUCAAGGGCGAAGUUGAUAUAGGUUUUACACCAUACCUCACAGGUCAAGGAGCUUUCGAUCUUCUCAGCGAGACGACAAAAGCCCUUGGGUACCCAGUCAACGAAGACGCAAACAAUGGUACUCUGCGUGGUACUACAACAUGGCCAUCGCUGCUAAAAGUAGAUGAAAAGAUACGAGAGGAUGCUGCAAGAUCAUUCUAUUGGCCCAUUGUUGAUGCUCGACCGAACUUGCAUAUGUUCCUCAAUACUGAAGCAACACGUAUUGUUUGGAGUAAAGGGGCCGCGUUUGGAACACAAGCAACCGCUGUUGGCGUCGAAGUUCGCACACUAAACGACACAAUCGAAAAACUGUACGCUACACGCGAGGUCAUUGUUGCAGCUGGAUCACUUCGAUCGCCCGCACUUCUAGAACACUCUGGCCUUGGCAACUCUGCAAAGCUACAAGCACUGGGAAUCGAGACUGUCGUGUCUCACCCAACCGUAGGUUCAAACUUCAUGGACCAGCCUGCAAACGGCUUAACCUACUCAUCUUCGACAAACUGGACCGGCUACGGUACCUUCGUAACCUACCUUACAGCUUCCGAUUUAUUUGGCUCAGAUCUCGAAGAAGUGACUGCAGAAGUUCGUGCAAACCUCAGUACUUAUGCAGCGACCAUCGUCGCAGACUACGCGCCUGGCGUGACCACGCUUGAGAAGCAGGAGCAACUCCUCAAACACCAAAUUGACCUCAUAUUCUCCCCCAACAGCACCGUUCCCCUCGCUGAACUCCUCUGGAUUCCUUACGAAACAGCCAUCGUGGCUCAAUUCUGGAACUUAUUACCACUUUCUCGGGGCUCAGUACACAUCGCCUCCUCUGAUCCAACAACUGCACCAUCCAUCAAUCCGAAUUUCUUCCAACUCUCCGUCGACAUGUACGUCCAGGCCGCCGCUGCAAUCCGCAUUCGGGAUUUCUUCGCCACUGCACCGCUUUCUCAGCACGUCACAGGCGAAGUAUCGCCUAGCUUCGAUGUCGUGCCAAAGAAUGCGAGCUGGCAGGAUCCCGCAUGGCGGAAAUGGAUCGAGGAGACGUAUAACAGUAACUCGCACCCUGUGAGUACUUGCGCUAUGAUGAGUAAGGAGUUGGGAGGAGUAGUGGAUAUCGAGGGAAAAGUGUAUGGCACGGCGAAUGUUAGGGUGGUGGAUGCGAGUAUCUUCCCCACCCAAAUCAGUGGGCAUUUGACAGCGAGUAUCUAUGCGAUUGCUGGGAGGAUUGUUGAUGGUAUGAUGUCGGAGAGAUAG
This is a messenger RNA of Parastagonospora nodorum SN15, 1764 nucleotides long. RefSeq lists its product as hypothetical. NCBI's taxonomy places the organism in Eukaryota, Fungi, Ascomycota, Dothideomycetes, Pleosporales, Phaeosphaeriaceae. Gene Ontology annotation, molecular function: oxidoreductase activity, acting on CH-OH group of donors; flavin adenine dinucleotide binding. The transcript has 2 exons. Bases 1 to 1764 code for a protein of 587 amino acids. The record is from RefSeq and is a predicted model, not a curated record.